This is a messenger RNA of Gadus macrocephalus (Pacific cod), 4584 nucleotides long. RefSeq names its product heterogeneous nuclear ribonucleoprotein L-like. NCBI's taxonomy places the organism in Eukaryota, Metazoa, Chordata, Actinopteri, Gadiformes, Gadidae. Gene Ontology annotation, cellular component: nucleus. The record is from RefSeq and is a predicted model, not a curated record. The transcript has 15 exons. The coding region runs from base 482 to 2197 and encodes 571 amino acids. Gene Ontology annotation, molecular function: mRNA binding. Gene Ontology annotation, biological process: mRNA processing; regulation of RNA splicing.
AUACAGAGAGAGAGAGAGAGAGAGAGAGAGAGAGAGAGAGAGAGAGAGAGAGAGAGAGAGAGAGAGAGAGAGAGAGAGAGAGAGAGAGAGAGAGAGAGAGAGAGAGAGAGAGAGAGAGAGAGAGAGAGAGAGAGACACACACACACACACACACACACACACACACACACACACACACACACACACACACACACACACAGACAGUGGGUAGAGAGAGAGAGAGAGAGAGAGAGAGAGAGAGAGAGAGAGAGAGAGAGAGAGAGAGAGAGAGAGAGAGAGAGAGAGAGAGCGCGCGUCCUUUGCUGCGCCACUACAGAAGAAGCUCGAGCCCUGAUCUGCUCCUUGACGCGCGCCGACGUUCGUCAACCACGCACGCACCACCAUCCCUCCUCCGACUCCGCUGCCGCAUCGUCCGCAGCCAAUCCGCGGUUCGGGUCUCGAACCUGCGGCACCAUAGAGGUUCGGCGUAACAGUCGUCGUGAUGUCUGGGAUGCUGGAGGCAGCGCGCGGGGAUAAGCUCCAGGACGGCGAGUACGGCGAGAGAGCCGCCAAGCGCGCGAAGACAGAGCGGCACGAGGAGGAGAAGGAGGAGGAGGAGGAGGAGGAGGAGGAAGAGGAAGGAGAGGAGCUGGAGGACGGGGAGGACGCGGAGGACUCGGACCCGGGCUCGGCAGCGGAGCAUGCGGCCCCGGGUACCGGAGGAGAGGCGGCGGAGGACGGCCGCGGCCGGUGGAGGGCGAGCCAGCACGCUACGGAGAACGGGGUGGACAGCCACCAGAUCUCCCCCAGCCCGGUGGUCCACGUUCGGGGUCUCUGCGAGGCGGUGGUGGAGGCGGACCUGGUCGAGGCCCUGGACAAGUUCGGAGCCAUAUGCUACGUGAUGAUGAUGCCCUUCAAGCGUCAGGCGCUGGUUGAGUUCUCCGAGGCUCAGAGCGCAGACCGCUGCGUCUCCUGUGGAGCCAAGGAGCCUGUUUACAUAGCAGGCCAGCAGGCCUACUUCAACUACUCCACGUCGAAGCGCAUCACGCGCCCGACCAAUGCGGACAACCCCGACAGCGGAAAUAAAGUCCUGCUGCUGUCCAUCCAGAACCCCCUGUACCCCAUCACCACGGACGUGCUCUACACGGUGUGUAACCCAAUGGGCAGCGUGCUGCGUAUCGUCAUCUUCAAACGCAACGGGAUACAAGCCAUGGUGGAGUUCGAGUCAGUCCAGUGCGCCCAGAAGGCCAAAUCCGCUCUGAACGGAGCGGACAUCUACGCAGGCUGCUGCACUCUGAAGAUAGAGUACGCUAGGCCCACGCGCCUCAACGUGAUCCGGAACGACGCGGAGAGCUGGGACUACACCAAGCCCUACCUGGUGCGGCGAGACCGGGGGAAAGGCAGGAAGAGGCAGGCCAUCCUAGGAGAACACCCGUCUUCCUACAACGAUAAAGGCUACGGCCAGCCCUGCCCCCUGCUGCCAUUGCCUGGCAACAGCAGGUACAAGCUGGGCUCCUUGGACGUCCCGGACAUGGUGUCCUACCCCCCGCCCCAGUCGUCCUCCUCCUCAUACUCCAGCCAGGCCUCUAGCUCCGUCGCCAUGGUGAGCGGCCUCCACCCCUCCAAGAUGAACUGCACCCGCAUCUUCAACCUCUUCUGUCUCUACGGCAACAUCGAGAAGGUGAAGUUCAUGAAGAGCGUACCCGGGACGUCCCUGGUGGAGAUGGGGGACGAGUAUGCGGUGGACCGGGCCAUCACACACCUCAACAGCAUCCGCGUGUUCGCUAAGAGACUCAACGUCUGUGUGUCCAAGCAGCACUCGGUGAUCCCCAGCCAGGUGUUUGAGCUGGAGGACGGCAGCAGCAGCUACAAGGACUUCUCCAUGACGCGCAACAACCGCUUCAGCAGUGCCGGCCAGGCCUCCAAGAACAUCAUCCAGCCCCCCUCCGCCGUGCUCCACUUCUACAACGUCCCGCCGUGCGUGUCCCAGGACCACCUGCUGAGGCUCUGCGAGGAGCAUGACGUCCCCGGGUUCGUCAAGUUCAAGGUCUUUGACGCAAAGCCCUCCUCCAAAACCAUCUCCGGUCUGCUGGAGUUCGACAGCAAGACCCAGGCGGUGGAGGUGCUCACCGUCCUCAACCACUACCAGAUCCGGAUUCCCAACGGCUCCAACCCCUACACACUGAAGCUUUGCUUCUCCACCUCAUCCCAUCUGUGAACCCAGGAGGUAGCAGGAGGAGAGAGGAGAGAGGAGAGAGGAGAGAGGAGAGGAGCGGGAGGAGAGAGGAGAGAAGAGAGAGGAGAGGAGCGGGAGGAGAGAGGAGAGAAGAGAGAGGAGAGGAGCGGGAGCAGGAGGAGGCGCAAGAACCUCAAACAGAAAGAAGAAUCCCAGCACCCAGGAAGAUUGUGCAGUGAAGAGCAGAAGAUGACUGCAGAUGAACGGACCAGUAGAGACAAGUAGAGACCAGUGGGGUUGAUGUUGGUGAAGGUGGUCACAGUGGUUUGCAUUUCACUGACACAAAGAAAACAAAGUUCCGCCAACGGCUGAGACACUGUUUGGUUUAGGCGGGGGAGCAGGACUACAUGUCACUGAUGAGGAGUUGACCUGGUGGAGUAACACGCUACGAGGGCCUCGUCAAUCCAGUGAUUCACCCGUCAGGGACCGUCAGUGGUCCAUGGUGUGUCCUCCAGACCUGCGGUGUGUGUUAGGGGAUCAGGAAGGUGGAGGAGAGGUUUUGAUUGACAGACAGAGCCACUGACGCUGACCAAUAGAAUCGCGGAUGGAUAAAGUACUAUCUUCUCUAUAAUUAUCUUAUGAACACGAAUAUUUGUGUUUUAUGAUGUAAAGUUUACUUCUUGUUGAGACAAAUAUACUUGAAAGUUGUGAUCCUAUGUUAUAUUUACGGAAUGAAAUUACUUCGACGCAUUAUUUCUCUGAUUAAGUGUGAUAAACUUUGCGUCGGUAAAAUGUUAACCGAUCCCGUACUAAUUGGUGGUUGAUUAUUUUCAGACGCAAGCUAGUAAGCUUAGCAGCUAGGUGUGUGUGUGUGUGUGUGUGUGUGUGUGUGUGUGUGUGUGUGUGUGUGUGUGUGUGUGUGUGUGUGUGUGUGUGUGUGUGUGUGUGUGUGUGUGUGUGUGUGUACACAUGUGACUGUUUGUUUGUUCUUUACUGCAGCGAUUCUGAAGAUAGCUUUGUUUCACGUUUUGAGGAGGGAGGGAGCGAUCAUUCUAGAUCAAAAUCGAGAGUCAACCCUGUGUUUUCGUGUCUGUGCGUGCCUCUAUGUGUUCACGUGUGUGAGUGUGUACUCGAUGCAUUUAAAAGAAACACACACAUCACAGUGUUGUGUCGUGUGUGUGUGUGUGUGUGUAUCAGUCUGACAGCCAGUCUGGCAUUUAGCAAACGCUAUCACCCUAAGCGUCUUACAAUAAGUACAUUUGUCAGAAGAAAGAGAAGCAACAAUAUAUCACUGUGGGCACAGUAAGAAUUGUCAUUGAACCAAUUGCCAAGCACUAACAAUCUCUAGGUUAACCCAUUCCCCGUGUGCAACAAAGACAGCUAGGAUAAGACGCUACACAAUGCUGAGUACUAUUUUUAAGUGCCAGGACGUACAACAUACAAUAAGUGUGUACGGUUGCUGAGGAACUGAGUCCGGACAGGACUGCUCCACUCUCUUCCUACCCAGUGUUACAUUAAGGUGUGCCCACUCAGCCCCCGUACGAACACCAACACAGCAUGAACUGUUGGCCCCCGCACCCACGCACUCCACUGCAGACUGUACUCACACAGCAGCCGACUGCACCAACCAGUCCGUCCAGCUGUCCCUGCUGCUGUCGGCCCGGGCAGCCCGCCAGCGCCUCUGGUCUACUAGACCAGGUGCCACCGCGACGGCUGAUCACAAUCGCAGAUCUUCUUCCAAAAAAAACCCACGUUGGAGAUGGAAAUGUUGGAUUUCCAUUUCCCAUUCCCGCAUUGGAUGAGCCUACAGAUGGUCAAGUUUAGUUUUAAGGUUAGAAAUGGUGACGUUUAAAUAUGUUAGAGAUGAUUACGUUUGGGUAUGGUUAGGUUUCGGUAUAAGUUAGGUAGGGUUAAGUUAAGAUAUAAGUUAAGAGUUAAGUCCAGGCGUUGGUUUGGUGUGGUUUGAUUAAGGGUGCCCCUUCCAAAAAGGCAGCAGUGCAUCAUGGGAGUAUAUGCAGAGCUGUGGUUGGUACACCUGCAGACCUCAGAGACAAUAUUUGACUAUCUUAUAUUACACCGUUUGUUUUUAAAGUCAUGCAGCAUGCGGACCUUCAUUUGCACAUUGUAUGAGCACCUGUACCUGCAUCGCUGACGAGUGCAAGCCGUUGUGUGUUGAUGUGUGCUCAGACAGCUCUCUGCAGUAGAGCGGGCCCCUGGGAUCAGGGGCCCGCGAGCCAGACGUGGUCUAUACUCAGCGGGCCGAGCACAGGCUUAACUCUGGCUGUUUGUGUUCAAUUCUGUAUUUUCUCUGUCGCCUGUUCUGAGUUGAUGCAUAUUUAUUGUUUUCAGUAAGGACAAAUUAAUGCAAAUACAAAUGGAUUGAGACAAAAACAAUGAACUACUUAAGAUAUAAAGAAAAUCUUGUCGUU